Messenger RNA from Phytophthora sojae, 1791 nucleotides. RefSeq lists its product as hypothetical. The coding region runs from base 1 to 1791 and encodes 596 amino acids. The record is from RefSeq and is a predicted model, not a curated record. The transcript is spliced from 5 exons. Lineage: Eukaryota; Oomycota; Peronosporomycetes; Peronosporales; Peronosporaceae.
AUGGGCCAGCAACAGUCUCGAGGGCUCCUGCUGGAGUGUAUUGUGGUUAACGAUGGCACCGAGUUCGCCUUUCGAAGCGACCCAAAACAGCGAGUGACUGCGUUGAAGGCUGCUAUGAAGUUCCAUGCGCCAGAAAGCAUCGACUGUGAAGACUUCGCGUUGGAUUUAUACGCUCCACGGAUGGUAGGCGGCUCCGGCCUAGAAGUAACGAGUGAGCACCUUAUGCAACUUUGGCGAGGUAUGGUGCUGUUUGAGGUCUACAAGGCGAUGUCGGCUACAAAUUUCCUGGUGUCGCGGUAUCGCUUAUCCAAGUACAAGUUCCUGGACUCUGGAGACGAUGAAGCCAUCCAGAUUCUGGUUCGCAAGCCUGGAAAGCUCGUCAUCCAGCCAACGUGGACUCAAAUGCCUCCAGAAGAGACUCCUAAUCUGGCAGAUGGGAGGCUUUUCUGCGUCAUAUUCAACGAAGCUGUGAAAAGGCUGUGGAUAGACCCCAUGGCGGUGGUGAAGGCGUUGGGUCCUCUCUUCGUUGUCCUGGACCAAAUUCACGUCUGGUUCAUGAGAGACGAAGGUGGAGCUGGGAGCUUGGAGCUGUUUAUCCAGUUUUGCAGCGAUAUUUUGUGCACGUGGAUGACCGUCCCGCAGUUUUAUAUCGUUCUUACAGGCUGCGGCUCCUUCCUCCAGCUCGUCCAGAGUGGCGAUCCCUACUGCUAUCAUGGUCUGUACUUUCGUCCUACUGAGAUCUAUGAAAUCUUGUGCAAGACCAAAGUGCGUCGCGGCUGCGAGCUAACACUGAGAGAGCGGUGGGGGCUCAAAUCUGAAGAAGACUUGGCGAUUGCAGCCCGCUUACUGUUUGAGAAAUCCUCCGGGUACCCUCAGGCGUUGUCUGAGUUGCUGGAGAAUCAUCCGACGUUUGCAAGCCUGACUGAAGCUGAAGAUCGCUUCUCCGACCAUGGCAAUGUCGUUGAUGUGACGGGUGAUGUGGAGGAUGACGAAUGCAUGGAGGAGGAGACCAUCGCGCACAUAUUGGAGUUGUGCCACCUUUCCUGGGAAGACGCGCUGUCGAAAGCAAAGGUGUUUGCGCUACCUUCGUCCAAGCGUGACGUCCUGAAUAUGCUCUAUCCGCUGCGUGAACACAUUGAGCACAUUGCGGACAGUAUGAGCUACAUGGGGCCCAACAGCGCUGAUAUUCUGAAGUGGCUCUGCUUGAAGAGCCUUCAAGAGAUGACUGAGCCUGGAAGCAAGUCGAGGAGCAUGCUGUCUGGUUUUAUUAAGAGUGGUUCGGUCCUCGGCAAGUACUUGGACGCUGGUAUUCACUACCCCGCCAAAUUCCUGGUCCUGCCACAGAUCGUGCCCGAUAGUGACAGUGACUACUCCGACACAUGUUCGGAUAAUGUGAUGGAGGCUGAGAGCGCUAACGUGGAAGACUGGCCACGUCUGAUGCGCGAGAUCACCAUUGUGCUAUCUGACCAGCAUUUUUCAAGUAAAAGACCGCAGCGCGUCAAUGCGUAUUUCUUCGGGAUAUGCACGCUAACGGUGGGGCUCACGGUGGUGACAACUAAGCUCAGCAAGACGAGUGUACUUGAGGAAUGCGCCAAGUUUGACAAGAUGCUCACAGACCUCGACGAAUUCACGAAGGCGUCGUUCGGGUCUAUGGUCAACGUUCUCGUGUUGGUUGUAACGCAGACGCAUGAAGACAUCAGUAGUAUGUUCGGAGAAACGGGCAACUUGAGAACGCAGGAGCUGCUCCAUGCUGUCGAAAUGGUCGUGAAGAAAAGUGAGGCUGAGGCUUAA